Messenger RNA from Dendronephthya gigantea, 2241 nucleotides. RefSeq lists its product as uncharacterized. Gene Ontology annotation, molecular function: protein binding. The record is from RefSeq and is a predicted model, not a curated record. The transcript is spliced from 4 exons. Lineage: Eukaryota; Metazoa; Cnidaria; Anthozoa; Malacalcyonacea; Nephtheidae. The annotation marks the transcript as partial.
UAUAUCUUCAACUUCCUAAGUAACAGAACCAGAAUGUCCGGAUUGCCAUGGGAAAGCGAGGAAAGCCAAAACUACAUUCGAGCGGACUACAUUGUCACUGAUGCUGUGAGGAAGGAAUUGAGGGAUUUCUUUAUUCAUGAAUGGAACAAACGUUACCAGGCUUCUCUCGGAGCGUGGGAUGACACAAACGUCAGUGGUAGUCAGUUGUUUAAUCUGGAGAAAAAACGAGCAAGGCCAAAUAAGACCAUGCUUCAGUCUAAAUUUCAAAAUGGAGAUACAAAUGAGUGGGAUUGUACCGUACUUUUUGAUGCAAUUCUUUAUUCCAACUCAAUCGGUGGUAGUCUUAGUACAACAGAAAAGACUGAAAUCGAUAUUCUUCGAAAACUGCGAAAUGAAAUAACUCAUAAUAUACCUGACAAAACGCUAACUAAUAAAGACUUUCAAACCAUGACAACAAAAGUUGAGAAUGCAUUGGGUGCAUUAGGACUGUCAAUGAACGAGGUCGUUCGAAUAAAAAACCUGUUUGCGUCAUUUAUAAUUCUUCCCCCUGAACCAGCCCAUGAAGUCGUUUACCGUUCUGACAAGAUACACGAGAUAAGAGAAGACAUUGAAAAGUUGCGUAGUGAUAACGAUGGCAAACUUACAUAUUUUUACAUCUCUGGGAAUCCAGGCAGUGGAAAAUCACAACUUGCCAGACAAGUUUGUGAAGAUAUUUGCAAAGAUGUUCAUGCGAAGGACGAAGUAAUGUUUGUAAUGACAUUGAACGGAAAAGAUUUAGAUUCUCUUUUUUAUUCGUAUGAAAAUUUUUGUCGUCGGCUGAAUUGUAACGAGAGCGCAUUGCAAAGUGUUUCAAGUUCAUCUAAAACUAAAGAAGAGAAAAUCAAAGAUUUAAGAUCGCAAAUAUCUUGCAGAAUUAAAAAUUGGAAAAAAUGGUGGAUCAUCGUAGACAAUGUGGAAAAUCUAGAACUUAUAUCCCCACUACUGCCUUUGAAGGGAGACGAAGUUUGGAAGGACGGCCAAGUUAUAUUAACAACACAAAACACAAAUGCUGUUCCACAAGACAGCGUCUCAACUAAGCAUAUCUCACUUAUUCAUGGAAUGAAUGACCAAGAGUGUCGCCAGCUGCUUGUCCUCUUAUCGUGUACCGAAGUCGAUAACCCAAUACUAGAUGAGGUGGCGGAGAAGUUAGAUCGUCAACCACUGGCAAUUGCCGCGGCAGCCGUGUAUAUGAGAGAAGUAAGCAAUAGUUGCCCAGAUUUUUCUUGGCGAGAUUAUUUACGAAAGCUCGAGAAAGGUAAAAGAGGGUUAACGGAAAAACGUCUUCAGCAGAUAAAUUCAGCAGCAUAUUCGUCCACCAUGAGCACAGCAGUGCUGUUAGCUGUUGAAAAAUGUGGAGAAAAUAACACCAUUCUUGAACAUGCUUUCAACCUUUUCUCUUUGAUAUCGUUUGAACCACUACCACUUGAACUUGUUGUAAAAUAUGUUCAGCAGCAAGAAGAUUUAGAGGCCGAGGAUAUUACUCCGACAUUAAAACACUGCUCGUUGUUUGUUCAAGUUUGUAAUGAUGGUGAUAUCCGCCUUCAUCGUGUUGUUCAUGAAGCUGUCAAAACACUUUUCAACAAAACUAAAGGAGAUAAUAUUCCCGAGACUGGUAUUCAAAAUAAGGACAGAAAAACCCCACAAAACAUUAGUAAAGUUAUUCACGACGCUCUCGCACUGAAAAUUCGCAACCUGGGUUCUGUUUGUGAAAGUAAAGGUGAUCUUGAUCGUGCUAAUGAUUAUUAUGAACGUGCUUUGGAAAUUCAAUUGGAUCGACUAGGACCGAACCAUACUAAUGUUGCUAUCUCAUACAACAACCUGGGUGAUGUGUGUAAAAGAAAAGGUGAUCUUGAUCUUGCUAAUGAUUAUUAUCAACGUGCGUUGGAAAUUCAAUUGGAUCGACUAGGACCGAACCAUACUAAUGUUGCUAUCUCAUACAACAACCUGGGUGAUGUGUGUAAAAGAAAAGGUGAUCUUGAUCUUGCUAGUGAUUAUUAUCAACGUGCGUUGGAAAUUCAAUUGGAUCGACUAGGACCGAACCAUACCAAUGUUGCUAUCUCAUACAGCAACCUGGGUGAUGUGUGUAAAAGAAAAGGUGAUCUUGAUCGCGCUAAUGAUUAUUAUCAACGUGCGUUGGAAAUUAAAUUGGAUCGACUAGGACCGAACCAUACUAAUGUUGCUAUCUCAUACAACAACCUGGGU